This is a messenger RNA of Marmota flaviventris (yellow-bellied marmot), 2791 nucleotides long. It is a transcript of the gene Cd86, whose product is annotated as CD86 molecule. Lineage: Eukaryota; Metazoa; Chordata; Mammalia; Rodentia; Sciuridae. Gene Ontology annotation, cellular component: external side of plasma membrane. Gene Ontology annotation, biological process: negative regulation of T cell proliferation; T cell costimulation; positive regulation of T cell proliferation. The record is from RefSeq and is a predicted model, not a curated record.
GUCCGCCCCGGGCUCUCGUGGCGCACAGGGCAGCCAUGGUGCUUCUGAUUGGCUGAUGGCUGGCCCCAAACACUGACACACAAACAAGAGUGGGUAAGGGGGCGGCCAUCGGCUUAAAGCGUGAAAACAAUCAUGGUCAGCCGACCUCCUACAAUUGUUUUAAGCUAAAUGUGACCUCUGACUCAUUGAUGAAUGUCAUCUUGUCACUGCCUGCCCCAAGCUGCCGGAGCCCUCUCUGCUAGGAGCACCAUGGGACUGAGAAUCACUCUGUUUGUGACGGCCUUCCUGCUUUCUGAUGUUGCCUCCCUCAAGAGUCAGGCUUCUUUCAACGAGACUGCAGACUUGCCUUGCCAAUUUAUAAACUCUCAAAAUAUAAGUCUGGGGGAGCUUAUAAUAUUUUGGCAGGACCAGCAAAAGUUGGUUUUGUAUGAGCUAUAUUUAGGCAAUGAAAAACCUGACAAUGUGGCUGCCAAGUAUCUGGGCCGCACAAGCUUUGACCAGGACAAUUGGACCAUGCAACUUCACAAUGUUCAGAUCAAGGACAAGGGCUCCUAUCAAUGUAUUGUCCAUCACAAAGGACCCCAAGGAAUUGUUCACCUAUACCAGAUGACUUCUGAGCUGUCAGUGUUUGCUAACUUCAGUGAACCUGAAAUAAGGCCACUUUCCAAUAUAACAGGAGAUUCUGGCAUAAAUUUGACCUGCUCAUCUAGUCAAGGUCAUCCACCACCUUUAAGGAUAUAUUUUGUUCUAGAAACCCAAAACUCAACUGUUGAGCAUGAUGGUGUCAUGGUGAUAUCUCAGGAUAAUGAAACAGAACUGUACAACGUUUCUGCCAGCUUGUCUGUUCCGUUCCCCGAUGACACGAGCAAUGUCACUAUCACCUGUUUCGUAUGCACGGCCUCAGGGACGCUUAAGUCUCCACCUUUCAAUACAGUUCUUCCGACGGACUCCUUGGCUCGUAAAGACCAAACAUACUUGGCUGCCUUUGGACUCUUGAUCAUCUUGAGCAUGAUAUUUGUGGUGGUGUUGUGUCUAAAAAAGCAGAAGCGGCGGCGGAGGCAGCAGCACCAGCAGACUGCCGGCUCUUCUGAAGAAACCAUCAAAAUGGAGGGUGAAGAGACCAAAGAAAGAGUGGAAAUCCAUGAACCUGAACAAAAUGAUGAAGAAGUUCAGUGUAUUGUUCACUAUUCAAAGACACCUUCAGGCAACCAUAAUGCUACACACUUUUAAUUAAAGCACAAAUUCCAUAUAAGUAUUCAUGUCCCUUUCCUCUGUAAGUUUUGGGGCAGCCUUUUUUGAUUUCGUGCUGGAGAUGAGAGAACAUUACCCUUAGUACUAAUGGGGGCUCCAAGACUCCUUCUGAGUGAAAUAACCUCCCUAAAAUAUCAGCUCUGUUCCCUGUGCCAGGAAGCAGAUAUAAAUUUUCUAUCUGCUUCUUUUAAUUUCAGAGCGCACUCAUGGGCUGAGCCCACCUGAAUGACUCCUUGCCUGGGAAUAAUGUUUAGGACCAAUGCCUCCGACUUCAGAUCAGAUUCCUUUCUUAGUUUUACCGAAUUUGUUUUUAUAGGGAACUCCUAGUUCUGAGAACAGUUACUUUUAUCUGCCUCCACACUCUAAGGUGGUGCCUCAUUUCAUUCUCUGAACUUGGAACUGAACAACUACCUCUUCCACCGGAGUAGGAGUUAUGUAUUUUACAACUUUCUCGUGUUCAUGUUAAUAUUUUAAAAUAUAAAGAAACAUAUACUGUGAUAAUGUAAUUAGUAUGUUCUGAAGAAAAACCCACCACUUGUAAGGAAUGCUUUCCCCCUUCAGGACGGUAGAGAAUACAAGGACCUAGUUAGAGUACAGGCCACAGUGAGGGGAACGCCUCCAUUUUGGGAAAUCAGGAAAGACAGAGAGAAACUGGAUCCUGGAGCCGUUUCUGUCUGGGUUGCUGCUGUUAUUGGGAGGAUUCACCUGCCCAAUAAGCAAUUAAACAAGUGUUGGCAGAGAGCAUUGAGAAAGCAGGGAAAUGCUGUGUCUUGUGAGCCCUAUUUUCUCUGGAAUAAAAAAACGACUCAGAUGCAAGAGAGACCACCAUGCUCCUGAGAAAACAACAAAAGAUUUCAACCAACAAGAUAUAAAUGAAAUAAAUGGUCUAUUGGGUCCUUUGAGAAGUCUCAAAGAAGCCACAGAUGGACAGUCUGUCCAAAUGGACUUAGACAAACAGAAGUUUCCCUGGUGGUCAGUGAGGGAUUUUGAUGAUAGCCGAGUUAUUGUGAAGUUUCAUCUGAUUGGAAGCAGAGCUGGGGAGGAGAGCGCUCACCUGGAUGACAUGAGUGGACAAGGCCAGGACUCUUCCAACCCAUGGUCAAGAGAGAGGAGCUGGAGUGGAAGUAGGAAGGCCAGGCUGCAAUCCUUAGCCGGUGGACGUCCUGGGGGAUAUGAACGGCCCACAGCAGGGCCAGCCAACUGAGGACCAUUUGUGUUGGAAGCAAUGACUGGAAAACUGGAUACAAGCAAGAGAGAACCCAGUAGAAAUGAGCAGGAAAGCCUGGCUGUAACAGUGGCAUAGCAAACGACGGACCAGCCUCAGUCCAAACCCAAAGAGAUCUUUAGGAGGCCCAAGUCUUACAAAAUUGUUCUUUAUAUUUUCCAUAAAAGGCUGUGGAGGGUUGUGGACUGCUACCAGAGUCAGGCUGAUCCUUGGGAUAUUACCAUCCGUGCAUCCUGCCCCUGCCUGCCCCUAGCUGGUUGGUUUCUAGUAUGUUUUGUAUAAAGUAGUUAUCAAUAAAGAGUUUUGGUGCAAUUA